CUGUUUUGUGGUCCACAAAAGGUGCCAUGAGUUUGUCACCUUCUCUUGCCCUGGAGCCGACAAAGGCCCCGACACAGAUGACCCCAGAAGCAAGCACAAGUUUAAGAUCCACUCGUAUGGCAGUCCCACGUUCUGCGACCACUGUGGCUCCCUCCUCUAUGGACUCAUCCACCAGGGGAUGAAAUGCGACACCUGCGACAUGAACGUACACAAUCAGUGUGUGAUGAACGUGCCAAGCCUGUGUGGGACAGAUCACACGGAGCGCAGAGGACGCAUCUUCCUCAAGAUCGACGUCAGCGGAGACAGGCUACACGUCACAGUGGGGGAAGCCAGAAACCUGAUCCCCAUGGACCCUAACGGUCUGUCUGACCCCUACGUGAAGCUCAAGCUCAUCCCUGACCCCAAGAACGAGACCAAACAGAAGACCAGGACCAUACGCUCCUCACUCAACCCCACCUGGAAUGAGUCUUUCAGCUUUAAGCUGAAGGUAAUGGAUAAGGACCGUCGUCUUUCUAUAGAGGUGUGGGACUGGGACCGUACCACCAGGAACGACUUCAUGGGCUCAAUGUCGUUCGGUGUGUCUGAACUCAUCAAGUCCCCUGCCUGCGGCUGGUACAAGAUGCUGUGCCAGGAGGAAGGGGAGUACUACAACGUUCCCAUCCCUGAGAUCGACGACGUCAACAUGGAGCUCAGGCAUAAGUUUGAGAAAGCCAAGUUGGGCCAUGGGAAGAAAGUGAUUACGCCAGCGGACCACAGACGGUUCAGCUCGGACCGCACCAUGCCCGGAAUGGACCGUGUCCGACUCAGUGACUUCAACUUUCUGGCUCUGCUGGGGAAGGGCAGCUUUGGCAAGGUGAUGCUGGCAGAGAUGAAGUCCACAGAGGAGCUGUACGCCGUCAAGAUCCUGAAGAAGGACGUGGUGAUCCAGGAUGAUGAUGUGGAGUGUACCAUGGUGGAGAAGAGAGUCCUGGCCCAGAGAGACAAACCACCGUUCCUCACUGCACUCCACUCCUGCUUUCAGACUGUGGAUCGUCUGUACUUUGUGAUGGAGUAUAUUAACGGAGGGGACCUCAUGUACCACAUUCAGCGUGUGGGCAAGUUCAAGGAGCCACAGGCAGUGUUCUAUGCUGCAGAGAUCGCUGUGGGCCUGUUCUUCCUCCACAGAAAGGGUGUUGUAUACAGGGACCUCAAAUUGGACAACGUGAUGCUGGACUCUGAGGGCCACAUUAAGAUAGCAGACUUUGGCAUGUGUAAGGAGAACAUGUAUGAAGGCAUGGUCACACGCACCUUCUGUGGUACCCCCGACUAUAUCGCCCCAGAGAUCAUUGCAUAUCAGCCCUAUGGGAAAUCAGUGGACUGGUGGGCUUAUGGGGUUCUCCUCUAUGAGAUGCUAGCAGGACAGCCGCCGUUCGAUGGAGAGGAUGAAGAUGAGUUGUUCCAGUCCAUCAUGGAGCACAACGUGUCCUACCCCAAGUCCAUGUCGAAGGAGGCUGUCGUCAUCUGCAAGGGAUUCAUGACCAAGCACCCAUCAAAGCGUCUGGGCUGUGGUCUGGAGGGCGAGAGGGACAUCCGGGAGCAGGCCUUCUUCAGACGUAUCGACUGGGACCGCCUCGCCAACAGAGAGAUCCAACCGCCAUUCAAGCCUAAAACGGUGUGUAUGUGUGCGUGACUUACCCAGCUAUUAGUGUCAUUCCAGAAGUUAUUGGAAGUCUAUGAUCAGAUGAAAGAGACCCUUUUGUCCACAUGCACAGGCUGCUAUCAUAACAAGUCUCUUUAAAGGGGAAAUCUUCAGUUCAAACCAUUACAAAGCGUCACCCCUCCACUGAUAGCUACAGAUGAGAGAUGGGGCUGGAGAAAUGUAUCCACCAGACUGACCAUCCAUCAUAUCAAAAUGACAGUUUUAACCAUGUUUUGAGGUGAUACAGUGUUUGUUUACAAUGAUUCUGUUUACAAACAAAGGAGUAAAACAAGCUUAUAUUUGGGGUUCUGAUGGAGUAAAAACAUUUAACUAAGCUCUUGAGGGUUUUAUAAGUUAUAUUCCUCAAGAAUCAAUGGGGAAAUAUCAUCAAAAAGUGGAUGUAGCAAACACGUAUUGGCACUUUAACCUUGUAAUGCAGUGGGCUAAAUCAGGGUCACAUGGAAUGUUUCUUGUUAGUCUUAAAUAAAUCUACUUUGAAAGAAAAGUAUACACCUCACACACAUGGUUACGGUCUUAACAUGAAGAGGACACCUGUACCAUGUCAGAUAUGGAGUUGAAAUGUAUUCCAUUUUUUGUUUAAAUCCCAAUAUUACACUUUAUAUACAUCACAGGAGUCUGAAAUAUAACAAAACCGCUUGACAUCGAAACACAACAUUUUCUGCAUUUAAAAAAAAUAUGUUUCUAAAAAAUAUGAAUAACAUUCCACCCAUGAGGCCACUAGAGGGCGAUUUGGUCAUUUAACUGCAGGAAAGGACUGGAGAGGACCACUCUCCACUCUGAUGCACAACAUCAAAGCCACACACUUCAGGUGCACUAUUACUCAUAAGUGGGGUUUGUAUCAUAUUUCUAAAGAGUUGUAAAACUAUUUUUCAAGAGUUU
Molecule: messenger RNA, 2578 nt
Organism: Oncorhynchus masou masou (cherry salmon)
Lineage: Eukaryota; Metazoa; Chordata; Actinopteri; Salmoniformes; Salmonidae
Product: protein kinase C alpha type-like
Exons: 14
Coding region: 179-1669 (496 amino acids)
Biological process (GO): intracellular signal transduction; peptidyl-serine phosphorylation
Molecular function (GO): ATP binding; protein serine/threonine kinase activity
Source: RefSeq, a predicted model, not a curated record